Molecule: messenger RNA, 1579 nt
Organism: Drosophila miranda
Lineage: Eukaryota; Metazoa; Arthropoda; Insecta; Diptera; Drosophilidae
Exons: 2
Coding region: 720-1316 (198 amino acids)
Molecular function (GO): catalytic activity
Source: RefSeq, a predicted model, not a curated record
AGGUGUUUUAGGUCUGGCCAUCUGGCGCAACAUUGCAAGAGUGGAGCGAAAUGUUUCAAAUGCGGACAAGAUCACAGCAAAGAUAUUAUCUGCUCAGGGCUGGUCUGUGCUAACUGCAAGGGGGAACAUGCUGCCACCCACCCGCAGUGUGAGGCCAGGAAAAAAGCGUACGCCAUUCAAAAGUGUAUGACACUGGAAAACCUAACUAGAGCUGAGGUCAAGGCUAGAUAUCCGAUCCUUUUUGAUAGAACUUUCCCCAACCUAAGGGAUCAAGGGGAAUUUCCUAGACCCAGUUGGCAAUCUAACCGCUCCCCUGAAUUCUUAAAUAACAGCUUAGAGUCCGCCAGGGAAAUUCAUUCUGUCACCUCUUUCGCGGAAGUGACCAAAUCCAAUAGGGUUGCCGCCCGGAACGCAGAGGCGGCCAAGGCAGCAGCCAACAUGGCAGAGUGGAAGAACUCAAUAAACUCAGACUACGUCCAAAUGAGCGAGAAAUUUGUGAGAUCUUCAUCCGUGGCAUCUUCUCUGGCCCAGGAUAAGCUAAACGCACUAGGAGCCAAACUCACAGCGUUCCUGAUUGAUCCAAACAACAUCAUUAAAGGGGAUUCUUUAGCGAAUAAAUUUAUUAAGGAAAUUAGAGAAUUUGUCAAUGCUUCCAACGCAGAACUAGAUAGGCGUCAGAUUGCCCAAGGGAUGGCAGUUGGUUCUCAAAACACCCAACAAUGAAGAUUCUUCAGCUAAAUAUUCAAAGUCUGACACACAACAACAACAAACAGCUCCUCUCAAUGUUCCUAGACAAGAACGCAAUAGAUGUUGCCAUCCUCUCAGAGAUUUGGGUGUUGAACAACGCGGACUGCAGCAUUUUAGACUAUAACUUUUUCUGCAGGCCCAGAGAGGACGGCUACGGCGGGGUUGGCAUCUACGUCAGGAAAAACAUUCAAUUCAGCAUUUUAAAAAUAGAGAACGACUUGGAAAUUUUAGGAAUAAAAACAUUAAACCUCAAGAGCAAUUUCAAUAUUUUUAGCAUAUAUGCACCGCCAUCAACAACAGUUUCACAGUUUAAAUCGGGCACAAAAAAGUUUUUCGAAUUCGCGGCUUCGCUUGACAUACCCUCAAUAGUGGGCGGGGACUUCAACGCUAGGUCUUCUAUCUGGGGAAGUCCGAUCUGUGAUCGCAAGGGUCGCAGCAUUGAGAAUUCCACCCGGGAGGCCGGAUUUAUCUGCCUAAACGACGAAAUGGAACUAUUAACUGGCAAGUCCUCAAAACAAAAAUUACGAACAGCAACCACUUCCCAAUUGUAUUAUCAGUGCAAGGCCUAAAUGCCCCCCUCCAAGGCAAGAAGAUCCUUCACAACAGAAUAGCCCGGAUUCUGGGUGCAAGUGAUUUCUCAAAUCUGGAGGAGCUCAAUGAAAAAGUGAAAUCCCUGACCUUAAAAAACACGGUCACAUUCCCAAGCAAGAACAAGUACGUUGCUAAGAAAUGGUGGAACGAGGAAACGGAAAAACUUUUUCGCGUGAGAAACGCUUGCAGGCAAAAAUUCUACCUCACCAAAAAAUUGGCUGAUGCCAGAGCAACCUUAGAA